Messenger RNA from Schizophyllum commune H4-8, 1000 nucleotides. RefSeq lists its product as uncharacterized. The record is from RefSeq and is a predicted model, not a curated record. Bases 212 to 907 code for a protein of 231 amino acids. The transcript is spliced from 2 exons. Lineage: Eukaryota; Fungi; Basidiomycota; Agaricomycetes; Agaricales; Schizophyllaceae.
UGAAAAAGCUAUCCCGGGUCGACGCUCGGCAGUAUAAAAAACAGAGGCAGCGAUGGAGUCGUUCUCGCUGCUCGUCGUGACCCUCUGACUCGCUGUCUGUGUCCAUUAGGCCGGCCCGUGCGCCACCAAAGAUUGGCUCCGCCCGGCCCGCUCUUCCGGAAUCAGAUUAUUGGAGUUCCCCACGGGGCGUGUCGUGUUCCCCCGCGCCGUCAUGACUACACUCGUCCGCGCCGCCGCCUCUGUCAGACGUGCGCCUCCUCCCCUCCGCGUCCUCUAUGCAUCGACAUUGUCUCCAAACACUGCUCGACAUGAGCCGGUCUCCCAGUACUCCUCGCGGACGAUUCGUAAGGAGAACGCGGCGCAGGUAGCAUCCGCAGCACAUGAAUCUGAGCCCAAGGCGCGUUCGAAGGGGAGGCGAUCGCUGCUGACAGCUUCCCUCGCCGCUCUGAUCCCACUUGUACUAUACAGUGCAUGGCAUGUUUCCUCCAUAAGCACCGCCCGUGACGCAUUCCACGCCCUCUCCGACGCAGAGGAAGAGUUCUCCAGACACUCCAGCCGUCACACCAUCGACGCGCAAAUUGAACACGUGCGGCGUUGCCUCUGCGCCUGCUUCGGUGAGAGCACAGCAGCCGGCGCCUUCGACGCCCCCGCGAACAUGCUGCGCCACCUCCUAAACGAGCCCGCCGCGCGCUCGCCCGAGCUCGACGCCGCCGCUGCCCUCGUGCCCGCCCUCUGCGCGGAGAUCACCACGCAGGUGCGCGCCGCCGCAGCCCGCUCGGCCGUGGAACGGCGCACGGCGAUGCGCGAGCUCGAGCGCAGCCUGCAGGAGCGCGUGAUCGAGCUCAAGACGCGGUGCGCGGCCGCGAUUCAGAGCUGGGAGGAGAACCUGUACGAGGAGGGCCGCUGAGCGGCAGGAACUCAGGAAGGACGCCCCUUCUAUCCUUCGGUGCGUGACCGAAGCGGACAUUGCACGCGAAUUGUACCUCUAUACCCCCCAUUU